CCACGUCAAACUGUCAAAGUUACAAAGCUGUCAAAGGUUCUUAAUCAGUUUUUUGCCACGCUACUUCAUCACAAACAGACCCCAAGUUUUUCUGAUUAUUUCUUUAUACAUCGAUGUUUAAUUAAUCCCCAAAUUUGAGUGAGGUUUAAUAAUACUUGUGAACCAUUGAGAGGAAAAAUGUGUAUUGACGUGUCUCGUUGACGUAAUAUUAACGAUUACAUUUACUAUCAAGUCCCAGUGAAAUGUCCACGUAUGACUUGUGCUCGGUCUUUAAAAAAGCGGAUAUUUGUGUGUUAGGAACCUCUUCAACAAGAUACGUUUUUCGUUGCUAACGACAUAACCUUCAAAUCGAAAAAAGGUGUUUUUGUGUUUUAUUAUGAAGAUUUAGGGAGUGCAAAGUGUUGAAAGAUGACAAAAAACCAUCGCCUGGGAGUUCUUCUCCUGCUUUUUUCUCUACUCGUUUUGGUGAAUGCGGAAAACGAGGAUGGUUUGAAAAAAGGCGGAGAUAUUUCACAGAAGACUAAAUCUGAAGAUGAAUCUGACGAAGAGCAGGUGGAGGUUGAAGAAUUGGAAAAUGCCUUCGAGCAGUUACGUGAAUUGAAAGCCUUGAGGGACACGAUAUUGAAAUUGGAGCCAUUUUUGGGAGAAAAAUUGCCGAAGCAGCCGAAAGGCGACGAGGAAGAGAAUAAUAAAGAAAUUUCGGAAGCGGAAGGGACUCAGGAGUCGCCAGCCAGGAUGGACUGGACCCAGGAUCCAGCGCUGAGAAAUGCUUGGAUGAAAGCUAUGAUCGCUCAGGCGAAAGAUUCGGAUUCGCUCGAGUCGGAGUCGAGAUUGGGCGAGGAUAACGAUUACGAGGGUUGGAAUGGCGAGGAGGAGCAGCUCGAGGAACAAGUUCAAGAACCACUCACUCCAGAGCAGCAAGAAGCCGAAGAUCUCUUUAAAAAUGCAAAAACUCUACUGAAUGCAACCAGAGCAAAUAAAUCAGAAGCUUACAAGCUUUUAACAGCAGCAGCAACUUUGGGACACAGAGAAGCUCGAUCGAUGUUAGCUUGGGCCCAAUUACUUGGCACGCAAAUCAAUUCUUCUCCAGGUCGAUCAUCUAGUCAAGAUAUUCCUGCAGCUCUUCAAAUUUUUAAAGAACUCAGCGAAACGGGAUUACCAUCUGCCCAUAUGGGAAUGGGAUUCUUGUAUGCAACGGGACUCGGAGGCGUGAACGCUUCUCAAGGAAAAACUCUGCUUCACUACACAGUCGCCGCCCUCGGAGGAGACACCCGGGCCCAAAUGGCUCUCGGUUAUAGACACUGGGCUGGGAUAACCACUCCGGCUUCCUGCGAGAGAGCCCUCGACUUUUAUCGAAAAGUGGCGAACAAAGUGGCGGAGGAAGUGUCCCUGAGUGGCGGUCCAGUCGUUCAACGAGUGAGGCUUCUUGAUGAGCACGAGAAUCCAGGAUACAGUUCUGGAAUUUUGGAUCAAGACUUGAUUGAGUACUAUCAACUGCUGGCUGACAAGGGAGAUAUCCAGGCGCAAGUUGGCUUGGGCCAACUUCACUAUCAGGGAGGACGAGGUGUGCCACUUGAUCACCAGAGGGCACUUCAUUAUUUCCAGCAUGCUGCGGAUGCGGGCAAUCCAGUUGCGAUGGCAUUCUUGGGAAAGAUAUAUUUAGAAGGCAGUGAUAUCGUGAAACAGGACAAUGAAACGGCCUACAAGUACUUUAAAAAAGCUGCCGAGUUGGGAAAUCCGGUGGGUCAGAGUGGACUGGGAUUGAUGUAUUUGUACGGUAGAGGAGUGGACAGAGACACGUCGAAAGCUCUCCAGUAUUUCAGCCAAGCUGCUGAUCAAGGAUGGGUCGAUGGACAACUGCAGUUGGGCAAUAUGUACUUCAGUGGCACUGGAGUGAGACGUGACUAUAAACUGGCAAACAAGUAUUUUAAUCUCGCGAGUCAGUCGGGCCACGUGCUGGCGUUUUACAAUCUCGCGCAGAUGCACGCUACCGGAACUGGAAUGAUGAGAAGUUGUCCGGCGGCAGUAGAGUUGCUGAAGAAUGUCGCCGAGCGAGGAAAGUGGAGCGAUCAGCUGAUGGCAGCUCACACGGAUUAUCGAGAGGGCCGAAUUGACGAGGCAUUUGUCACCUAUGCGCUCCUGGCUGAGAUGGGCUACGAGGUCGCGCAGAGCAACGCUGCCUUUAUUCUUGACAGAGGAGAGACCUCGAUUCUCACCGAAGAGGAGGGACUCGUUCGGGCUCUCCAGCUCUGGGCUCGAGCCGCUGCUCAAGGAUAUUCAGCUGCUCAGGUAAAACUAGGGGACGCGCACUAUUAUGGGAGAGGUACUCGCGUCGACUACGAAGCAGCAGCGAGUCACUAUCGCUCGGCUUCUGAGCAGCAGCACAAUGCCCAGGCGAUGUUUAACUUGGGCUACAUGCAUGAGCGAGGCCUGGGCCUCGCUCAGGAUCGUCACCUGGCGAAGAGGUGCUACGACCUCGCGGCAGAAGCGAGUCCGGACGCCCGGAUCCCCGUCACUCUCGCCCUGAUGAAGCUCUUCCUGCUCUUCGGUCUGGAUUACCUCCAGGAAUUGAGCCUUGUCGAUCACUUGUUCAAGUGGAGCCAGGUGUUUGGACAAAACUGGGACCUCUACCUUAUUGGACUCCUCACCGGAAUGCUCAGCCUCGUGAUUUACUUCCGCAGACCUCAGCCACCUGCUCAAAGGCCAGCAGUUCCAGCGGCUGAUUAAAUUAUUAUCUGAUAUUCUCACCAUUAUCUGAUAUUCUGGUUAUUAUCUGAUUAUUCCCGGGAGAAAGAGAGAAAGUGGAUGAGAACAGAUUUCGAGCUAGGAUCUUGGAUUUAUCAAUGCAGUGGAGAAGGUUUGAUUAUUUUUGAGUGAUUGAUAAGUGUGGUUAAUUUGAUAUAGUUAGCGAUGAGAGGCUGCAAAGUGUUAUUGUAAUAUAUUCGUUAUAAUAAUAAAUUUUGAAUGUUUGUUAAGAAUGUUUCA
This is a messenger RNA of Belonocnema kinseyi, 2985 nucleotides long. RefSeq names its product protein sel-1 homolog 1 (gene Hrd3). Gene Ontology annotation, biological process: ERAD pathway. Lineage: Eukaryota; Metazoa; Arthropoda; Insecta; Hymenoptera; Cynipidae. Gene Ontology annotation, cellular component: endoplasmic reticulum membrane. Gene Ontology annotation, molecular function: protein binding. The coding region runs from base 409 to 2727 and encodes 772 amino acids. The record is from RefSeq and is a predicted model, not a curated record. The transcript is spliced from 7 exons.